AUGUUAUUGCAUGAGAGUUUGGAGAUUGAGGACUGCAAUGCUUUGCUGUAUCUGCCAUGUGAAAUGGUAGGAUCCUCGCUCGAGUCACUGGUGUUGGAGAAUUUAAGUAGCCUACAGAAUGCACCUGACGAUAUCAGGACGAGGAGGAUAAUUGGGCGUGGCACUGAGCGUCAAGGCCUCUAUUAUGUGGAUGAGUUUGCUCAACAAGGUGGCACCGCAAUGCUUGCUCACGGAUCUGCAAAUCGGGAAGCUUGGCUGUGGCACCGCAGACUGGGGCAUCCAUCCUCGGGUUAUUUAAAAUUGCUUUUUCCAAAAUUUUCUCAUUUUAAAGAUAUUACUUGUGAAUCUUGCGUUUUGGCAAAGAGCCACAGACAGUCGUUUAGAUCAAGUGAUACUCGUGUCGAGACAAUUUUUUCUCUAGUGCAUGCUGAUGUUUGGGGUCCGGCUCCUAUUUUAGGAGAUCAUGAGCAAGCUAGUGUCACCGUCGAGCCGAUCACAUCUACUGUAGAGCCUCCUAAAUCGCCUACGCUUCAAUCCAGUCCUCCUCCACCUCCUCCAGUGAUAUCUGAGGUAAUUCCUGAAACUAGCUCAGAUAGUACAAUUAUUCCACCUAACGGGUCUGGUGUAGAUGUGAAUGCAGCAGUUGAUGGUGAUACUGGCCGAUACAUACUCCCUUUAAGGACUACUCGUGGGAUUCCGGCUAAGAGAUAUAGUCCUGAGAGAGUAAGUAAGAAGAGUCGAUACUCUAUGGCAAAUUUGGCUAAAGCAAACCUAACAGAGAUGGCUAGGGCUUUCGAGGUAACCCUCUAUGAAGAAGAGGAGAUUCCAUACACGGUCGAGGAGGCCAUGAAGAUCGCCCACUGGUGA
Salvia hispanica is the source of this 867-nucleotide messenger RNA. Lineage: Eukaryota; Viridiplantae; Streptophyta; Magnoliopsida; Lamiales; Lamiaceae. The record is from RefSeq and is a predicted model, not a curated record.